Molecule: messenger RNA, 677 nt
Organism: Lepus europaeus (European hare)
Lineage: Eukaryota; Metazoa; Chordata; Mammalia; Lagomorpha; Leporidae
Gene: FAM174C
Product: family with sequence similarity 174 member C
Exons: 3
Coding region: 2-403 (133 amino acids)
Cellular component (GO): extracellular region
Source: RefSeq, a predicted model, not a curated record
CAUGGGACCGCGCGUGCGGCUGCCGCUGCCGCUGCUGCUGCCGGCGCUCCUGCUGUCGGCGCUGCCGCUCGGGGCCGCGGCGGCCACGCCCUCGCCCCCGCGCUCUGCGCAAGCCAGGCUGACGCCUCCGCCCGCCGUGACGAACGGGAGCCAGCCGGACGCUCCGCACAACAGCACGCGCGUGUGGCCGGCGGGCGCGCCGGGCUCCCCGCUGCAGCGCUCCUUCUACGUGAUCGUGGGCCUCGGCGGCCUGGCUGCGCUCUACUUCCUCAUCCGGGCUAUCAGGCUGAAGAAGCCGCAGCAGAGGAGGUACGGGCUCCUGGCCAACACCGAGGACUCCCCCGAGGUAGCCUCGCUGGACAGUGAUGAGGAGACCAUGCUGGACACGAGGAGCCCCCGAUGAUGCGAGGCGCGGCUGUGGGCGGAGGACGAGAGACAGCAUCCAGCCAGCGUUGGCCCCACCUGCACCCCUGCUGGCGUGGCGCUGGCCACACGGAGCAUCCACUCUCAGAUCUCCCAUCGGGACCCACGCAUCCGGCGGAGCCACCUCUGCCCCACGCACACCCCUCGGACACGGCUGCAGCCUGUGCGGACGCCAGGGGGCUCUGUGAUGACCCGGCAGCCGGCAGCCGAGGCCCGCUGGGCAGGUGGACUGAGGGACAAUAAACACACAGUGG